CGGUAAGAGAGGGGACAGUUCUGAUGAUGGCGUUUCCUUGUCACCCUGAUAAGAGCAAGAGCAAGUGAUGUCAGCUAAGUGCUCCAGACAGUGAUCUCGCGCUGAUGAGGACGUGUGCGAGUAAAAUGCGACAGUGCAGUCACGCCGUUAUCGUUGAAUAGGCUACAUCUGCUGUGCGCUUUGGAGGAAAAAGGUAAACUACAUCAUCGACAGUCUGGCGUAAGUUUGCUGUAAGAUUUUCGCAAGUGCUGAAUAGGAAUCGACUCUGGGAGGGGUUCUGUCUUAUUCUCUGCUUAACGAGCUCUGUAAUGUCCUGUUAAUUUUGUGUGUACUAGUUAAUGAGCAUUAAUCGGGUACCCCUGGAUGCUAUUGUUCUGGGGAUGUCCAUUUGAAUGCAAAUGGGUGGCAGUUUAAAAGCAAGGUGCUUAUUAAACUGGUGCGUGUCCUGGCUUCUGUGGAAUUCAGCAGGAGUGGACGGGGCGGCUGGUCGAUGCUCACACCAAGUUGGGUAGAAAUGGCGAGCUCUCUUCCUCUGGAAACAGUGAUGUCCUGCCCGAGACUAGACGACAGGAGCGGGGCCACAGCGGCACCUAAGUCCCUGGCCUUUUCCAUCGACAGAAUCAUGUCCAAGACGUCGGAACCAAAAGCCGCCUCCGCGGAGGAGCGCCGUGGAGGACUUGAGGGAUCCGAGGGGAAGAAGACGGUCGGCUUGUGUACGCCGAUUCCCUGCAUGAUCCCGAUCCAGCCGUUCAGCUACGACCUGCAGGCCAAGGCAUUAAUGAACUAUUCCGAGUUUUGGAAAGUUAAUUUCAGGGGAGCACUAUGCACUUCAGCAGCCAUGUGUAAAGCCAACUGCGGCGUCUGCAGUAAAACGGACGCGGGAACCAAGCAUUCGGUGUUGCCGGGUAGCAGGGUCAUCAAACCGCAGGUGAUACACCAAGCGCUGGCCAUGCCCACUAACGGAUCCUUGUGUUAUUUCAAUUACUUGGACUCGGCUUAUCAUCAGUCCGAGCUGCUGAGCGGACAUUUAUUUUCCUCAGCUUUCGCGAACUCUCAAGCACAUGCCAUUAGCGCGCAUCAGAAGCUCCUCUUGUUGGAGAACGCCAAACUUGCGUGCGUUUCACCCGAGAAAUUCCCCACACCUCAGUACCCACAUAAAGAGCAUCUGCCAGGGCAGCUGGACCAGAUUGUGCGGGAGAGCCACAAUCUGACAGAGAAGAACGGAGUGAAAGCGCACACCAAAACGAAUAACUGUUCUACUGACGGGAAACCCAAGAACUUCACGUGUGACGUUUGUGGAAAGGUUUUCAACGCGCACUAUAACCUGACUCGUCACAUGCCGGUACACACGGGCGCGAGGCCGUUCGUGUGUAAAGUAUGCGGGAAAGGUUUCAGGCAGGCCAGCACGUUAUGUAGACAUAAAAUUAUUCACACACAGGAGAAACCUCAUAAAUGUACCCAGUGUGGAAAAGCUUUCAACAGAAGCUCAACUUUAAACACACAUAUCCGAAUUCAUGCGGGCUACAAACCAUUCGUCUGUGAAUUUUGUGGAAAGGGCUUUCAUCAAAAAGGGAAUUACAAGAAUCACAAACUGACCCACAGCGGCGAGAAACAGUACAAGUGUUCAAUCUGUAGCAAAGCCUUCCAUCAGAUAUAUAACCUCACGUUUCACAUGCACACGCACAAUGACAAGAAGCCCUUCACCUGUGGGACCUGCGGGAAAGGCUUCUGUAGGAACUUUGACUUGAAAAAGCAUAUAAGGAAAUUGCACGACAACAUCAGUUUAUCCGGCGGCAAUGACUCUUCCAGAGGACACCAAAACUGAGACUCCACCAGUUUUUGACUGAGCUUGGACAACUGAUGAACAGCACGAUUUUUUUGUGGUGCUUUAACAUCUUCCACCGAAAUGAACGACGAUGGACGGGACGGGAGAAAAUCAUCACAUCAUCGAGGAAUUGUACAUAAAACAGAAUAAAAUAUUAUUUAAUAAACCACUGCCAUACGGGGCUACCAAGCAAUUAUUUGAAAACUAGAUGAAGGAAAAGCGUUUUAUAAAUAAAUGCAACCUAUGUGUAAAAAUAAAUGUUUGAUAAAUUUGUACAUUUGUUGACGCAGUAAAGCGAAUAUGCUAUAAUAAAAUCCUAACUACAACAAUGUUGGAUUGAUUUUUUUUUUUUCAUUUGUAGAAAAAAAAACGGGUUUACCAUUCAUAUUUAAAA
Molecule: messenger RNA, 2219 nt
Organism: Cyprinus carpio (common carp)
Lineage: Eukaryota; Metazoa; Chordata; Actinopteri; Cypriniformes; Cyprinidae
Product: fez family zinc finger protein 2-like
Cellular component (GO): nucleus
Source: RefSeq, a predicted model, not a curated record